CUGGCUGGGACUCCGUUGAGCUAUUGUUAGCUUGGGACAAUGCUCAGUGACUCGACAUCGCUGGUUGUUGAGUGUAGAUUUCCCCGUGAUUAUGGAGAAGAGCCAAUCAGGAUUGAGAUGCCGGUGGAGCUUGGGUAUUCUUGGCUUUGUCAGAGAGCAUAAAGAAUCCAGCGAGCUUCCUUGAGAAUUGGGUCUGGAAACUCAACGAACAGGAUUGAGAGGGUGAUAUGUACACAGUAUUUAGCCAUUGAACACAAUAAUUACAAAAAAUGGAUAUUUGCUGUGAGACGGCCUCAGAAGACCUUGACAAGACCAAAAGGCUUUUGCAUAAACCCUGGAAAUCGAGACUCCACAACUUCCUCAAUAGUCCCUCACCUCAUUCAAGGAAAAAACUGCACAGACAAUCUGUUAAUGAGGCGAAACAGUGGGGACAAUCCUUAGAGAAACUACUCAAUCAUAAAUGUGGCCAAGUGGCAUUUCGGGUCUUCCUGAAAUCUGAGUUCUGUGAGGAGAAUCUGGAGUUUUGGCUUGCCUGUGAAGAGUUCAAGUCCAUCACCAGUCCAGAGAAGCUUGCCUGGAAAGCUACGAGCAUUUAUGAAGAAUUCAUCCAAAGUGACUCCCCUAUGGAGGUCAACGUCGAUUACCACACAAGAGACACGAUUGCUCACAGUCUCCACAAGCCAACCCCAUCUUGUUUUGAUGGUGCCCAGAGGAAGGUCUGUAGCCUUAUGGAGAACGAUGCGUAUCCUCGGUUCAUUCAGUCUGACUACUACAAGGACCUGUGUGCUGGUAGCAGGGGCUUUAGGAAAACAUAAAAGAACUUGAGACUGACUGACUCAGACUCCACAGAAAUGUACUCUGGCAAUCCAAUUCUCUGCUCUUCUCUUGAAGUGUGCACUUGACUUGAACACUCCCUCACAUGGAAUGGUUCACCUGAUAAACAACCGACGAACACUACUGACUUCAAGUGUCUGUGUUAUUUGUAUAUAUUGAUGGUGAUGUAUAUUUGUAAACUUGUAAUAUUUCAUAUUUAAUAAUUCCAUUGUAAGUUGUACUUGUAAUUCAGCUUGUUGCUAUAACGAUUUAUUGUACAUUUAAAAAUAAACAUAUUCAUGGAUUUA
Messenger RNA from Oncorhynchus tshawytscha (Chinook salmon), 1121 nucleotides. Its product is annotated as regulator of G-protein signaling 2-like. The transcript has 5 exons. The coding region runs from base 270 to 815 and encodes 181 amino acids. Lineage: Eukaryota; Metazoa; Chordata; Actinopteri; Salmoniformes; Salmonidae. The record is from RefSeq and is a predicted model, not a curated record.